Molecule: messenger RNA, 987 nt
Organism: Coregonus clupeaformis (lake whitefish)
Lineage: Eukaryota; Metazoa; Chordata; Actinopteri; Salmoniformes; Salmonidae
Exons: 4
Coding region: 181-852 (223 amino acids)
Source: RefSeq, a predicted model, not a curated record
AUUUGGGAAGAUCACAAAAGAGAUCACCAUCUCAUCGUGUUGACACCCUUCACUGAUACCCUCCUCUACUACGCAGCCAGGGUCAGGGAGAAGCAAGGUAUAAAUGUAGAACUGGAAAUCACACCAGCAAUACAACUCUGUCGGCAGAAGGUCCUGAAGGAGCAGGCAAAGGAGGAGUUGAUGGUGCUGCUUAACAGCAUUCCAGGCAGCACACAGUCGGAUGUGGAAGUUUGGACCCGUCAGAUAAAGGAGACCCUCACAGACGAGGACGUUGUUCCUUACCUGGCAGGAGAGAUACGUAGAAACUCGCAGAGCAACGUCGAGUCGCAUGGACAAACCAUUGCUGUGUGGCUCUCCAGAAAAAUCAAUUGGACAUCGGAGAGAAUAAAACAGCAGAUCAACGCCUACAAUGGAAGGAACAAGUCACCUCAAUUCCCGCCAAGACUGGAGUAUGUGGAUGUUCUCCAGCAAGACCAUCCAGUCUGGUCCCAGGUAUCCAACAGCUUGGGGGACAGUCUGCUCCGGGCAAAGCAGCAUGCAGUGAUGCUGCAUAACAUGUGCCUUAGGGCAGCAGAGGAGAGGCACCUUAUACAGGCAGACCUACAAAAUUGCCUUUUGUAUUGCCAGCGAGAGCUGGGGCUUUUUGAAGAGGCCCUUUCUUCUCUUGGGCAGUGUGAGGCCGAGCCAACACGCUUUCACCUGGGUGCCUCUGUGCCGCUCCGAAACAAAAUGCAGAACUUAUUAAAGCUCCAGCAAGCAUUUUCAAUGUUGGCUGGUGAUGGCUCGGUCAGCACAGAUGUAGAGGAGGACAGUGAAUCGGAGGACAGUGAUGCAGAAGAUGAAAGUGGUUAAGGAAUGUCUGUCUGUGUGUGCGUGUGAGUUCUAUAGGGACAAACUAUACACUGAGUAUUCCAAACAUUACGAACACCUUCCUAAUAUUGAGUUGCACCCCCCCCCCGCUUUUACCCUCAGAACAGCCUCAAUUUG